Asterias rubens (European starfish) is the source of this 1724-nucleotide messenger RNA. Its product is annotated as transmembrane protein KIAA1109 homolog. The record is from RefSeq and is a predicted model, not a curated record. The coding region runs from base 375 to 1724 and encodes 449 amino acids. Lineage: Eukaryota; Metazoa; Echinodermata; Asteroidea; Forcipulatida; Asteriidae. Gene Ontology annotation, biological process: synaptic vesicle endocytosis. The transcript has 12 exons.
CCUUGUCUCCUGUUUAUUUUGAGAAUUUGUGAUAAAAACCAUGGAAGAAAACGACUCUAAAAAUUUGUUUCGUAUCACUGGUAGGUAAGAAGAGGGAGGACAUAUGGGUUUAUUUAAUUCUUCAGUUAGUUAGUCGUCAAGAACAGUUACAAACUCAAAACUGACCGUGCCACUAACCGUGCCACCUCUGUCAGUGUCAUCAGUCAGUCAGUGUUUGGGCGAUGGAGAUGGAGUUGAAACUGUCCGCGGCAAAAUGCGGCAGCAACGAGUAGUUCCGGGAUCGUCCCAUCUUUGCAGAAUAAAAACAAUAAACAGACCACACUUCAGACACUGUGGCCAUUCUUCGCUUGAUCUGAAAGAGACGAGAAGUAACCAUGGAAACGCCCAGCACGAGUAAUGCGAGCAUCACAUCUAGUGGCGGUCUGGCCGAUGGAUGGGCGUGGUUUCAGCAACUGCUUCUACUACCGUUAGUGGCCACAACAUGCGCAGCUAUAUGGCUGCUGUUUAUUACGUACUAUCACUCCCGAUGGUGGGGGUUUGUGCUUACCAAGAUUGCCAAUCACUUCAUCAAAGAGGGACACAUCCAUAUAGGGUCAAUUUCAGUCUCGUUGCUGUCUGGUAAGCUGAUGUUCAGAGAUGUUACAUACAUCACAGUGGAUUAUGCAUGCAGGAUUCAAGAUGGUCUUCUGAUUCUUCGAUGGUGGAGGCAAUACCUUCAAGUUGGUGACCAGGACAAUUCUCAAGGGUUUGUGAACCGGGUGUACAUCCUUCUUAACGGUGUGGAGUUUCAUUGUUACAAUGUCGCUAGUGUCUAUAAUGACAUUGAGAAGUCCUUCCAGACAAGUAAGAGCACGACAGACUCUCAGGAUUCUUCAGACUCCAGUGGUAAACUGGGCAGGCCAGCUGCUUUGAACACCAGACCAACCGCCCUCGACUGGAGAGACUUCUUUGGCGUCAUCAAGUUUGACAUUCACACAGGUCGGAUUGUCUUCGGUAACCAGUUCGUACCAAGUGUGUUGAUUUUAAGCAUCGAGGACGCCCACGGCUCGUACACAACCAAUUCCCCGCUAGCUCCUUGGGAUUUCUUCAUGCAUGAGAUUUUGUGUGAAGCGGAACAAUUCAAGUUGAUCCUCGCACCAAGUCCGAAGUUUGAUGGUCCCACAGAUGAGCCACCGCGGUACAUGGGGGAAGGUUUUGUCGUGGUGCAGUCCAACACUCUAUAUCUGCAUUACUCACAAGAUGAAGCAGGCUACGUCCCACUACGGAGCGAUUGUGCUGCCGACGAACUGAUCCCUCCAUGCUGGGCGCUUGACGUCACGUGCGGUGCAGGAACAAAUAUAAGCUAUGGGCCUUGGGCAGACAGACAGAGGGAUGCACUGCAGAAGUUCUUCUUCCCACAGGCCUUCAAGACCCAUGAGGUCACCCCCAAAUCGAGGCCAGGCCAGAAGAGACAAUUCACAACCUUUGAGUUUAGACUCAACACUGUUGCCGAGGCAACCAUUGACAUCCUCUUCAGUAAAGACAAGGAGACCAACGCUGUCCAUAUUGACGUUGACAAGGCUUCAUAUGUGGAGGUCAGCAUUCCACUACUGGUGGGGUCAGAAGGUUACCACACGAGGGUCACAGGUCAACUUCUGCACGUAGACUCCUCUACCAGCAUGGAAUACCGGUCACUGAUUGAGAGUGAAACAUUGCAGUCAGCACUGAUCAAAUGUCUUCAGUAG